Molecule: messenger RNA, 1809 nt
Organism: Cucurbita pepo subsp. pepo (vegetable marrow)
Lineage: Eukaryota; Viridiplantae; Streptophyta; Magnoliopsida; Cucurbitales; Cucurbitaceae
Product: plant UBX domain-containing protein 7
Biological process (GO): proteasome-mediated ubiquitin-dependent protein catabolic process
Cellular component (GO): nucleus
Molecular function (GO): ubiquitin binding
Source: RefSeq, a predicted model, not a curated record
CAUAUAUUCCUCAACUGAUCCACCAUUAGAUUCGCACCGCCUAUUUGACUGUCGCAACAAAUUCACCCUUCCAAACCAAACAAAAAAACAAUCCACCAACAACCUUUCCAACCUUUCUUCCUUCUUUCUCGCGUCAACUCUACUUUGCCUUCCUGCGGAUCCUUGCCAUCCGAUUUCGGGAGGGAGUGGGGAAAUGGAAGGCCUGCUCUUACCCACCGAUCAGCAGAGUAUGGUCUCCUCCUUCCUCGAGAUUGCUGUUGGCCAAACUGCUGAGACUGCUACCCUAUUUUUGCAGGCCACGAGUUGGAAGCUUGAGGAUGCUAUUCAGCUGUUUUAUGUCGGUAAUGAAGGAGGAGCGGCUGGACCACCCUCUAUACCUUCUCCACCCACUACAAAUGAACAAAUCAAUUCUUCAACCGGUCAGACAUUCAAUGAAUCUGGAAAACAUGUGGGAGCUGGUACAUUUGGACAAUAUGAGGAUCAGGUCCGCCCUCCCUUACCUGUUAUAAGGGAAGCUCUUUAUGAUGAUGCAAUGCUGUAUGGAACAACUAUGAGCUAUCUGCCAAAUGAAUCUGGCUCAUCAGUAGGAUUCCGGAACUUGCAAAAUGAAGUGAAACAUCAUGAUGUUUGGAACUCGGAAGAAGGUGCAGCAUCAACAAGUGGCAAUUCUCGAGAUAAUUUGGCUUCUCUAUACCGCCCUCCUAACCAUUUGAUGUUCAAUGGGCCCUUUGAAAAGGCAAAAGGUGCUGCCUGCGUCCAGGACAAGUGGCUGGUUGUAAAUCUGCAGUCCACCAAGGAAUUCAGCUCGCACAUGCUUAACCGGGAUACAUGGGCAAAUGAAGCUGUUUCUCAAACCAUAACUACCAAUUUUAUUUUUUGGCAGGUAUAUGACGAUUCAACUGAAGGCCAAAAGGUUUGCACCUAUUAUAAACUAGAAUCAAUUCCUGCUGUUCUUGUCAUCGACCCCAUCACAGGUCAAAAAAUGCACUCUUGGUUUGGAAUGGUUCAACCUGAACGUUUACUUGAGGAUCUAUUGCCCUUCAUGGAUGGAUGUCCAAAGUAUCAUCAUGUCACCUUAUCUCAUAAACGUCCAAGGGAGAGUUCCUUGACUCCACCGAAAGUUAAAGAAGAGGAUCAUGAGGAGGAUGAGGAAGUGCAACGUGCAUUGGCAGUUUCUCUGGAAGGCAUAAAAGAAAUGGUCAAAUUAUCUUCUGAGGAUAACAAGGAUGCAAAAACUACUGAGAAGGAAGAAGAGAGGCGCCCAACUUAUCCACCAUUGGCCGAAGAACCCAAAGGUGACAGAAAUCUUCUUUGCAGGAUUGGAGUCCGUCUUCCUAAUGGACGUAGAUGCCAAAGGAAUUUUCUCCGGACGGAUCCAAUCCAGUUGCUUUGGUCUUUCUGUUCUUCUCAGUUAGAGGAAGGGGAGACGAAACUUUUCAAGUUGACACAUGCAAUACCAGGAGCUACAGAGUUUCUAGACUAUGAUACCAAAAUGACAUUUGAGGAAUCAGGGCUUGCCAACUCAAUGAUCUCUGUCACUUGGGACUGAGAAUCAACAUAGUUGGGGAGUUGUGUGAGUUGAAUUUACCAUUCUCUGCUUCCCCCCCUCCCAUGCAUGUGAGCGUGGAUGUGGUGCUGGUCUAUCUGACUUUAUUAUGGGUAGUGGUAACAAUGGAAAAUUUCUGGUGGCUUUUUGCGGUGUCGUUUUGCAAUCUUAAAAUCCGAGAAAUGUAAACUGGAUUCACUGGACAACCUUUGAGGCUUAUUGAUAAUAUAUAUAAAGUUCUAAAUGUUGAGAGUUGUCUUUGA